Cariama cristata (Red-legged seriema) is the source of this 3517-nucleotide messenger RNA. RefSeq names its product HECT and RLD domain containing E3 ubiquitin protein ligase 4 (gene HERC4). Gene Ontology annotation, biological process: protein ubiquitination; ubiquitin-dependent protein catabolic process. The transcript has 18 exons. Bases 91 to 2364 code for a protein of 757 amino acids. The record is from RefSeq and is a predicted model, not a curated record. Lineage: Eukaryota; Metazoa; Chordata; Aves; Cariamiformes; Cariamidae. Gene Ontology annotation, cellular component: cytoplasm. Gene Ontology annotation, molecular function: ubiquitin protein ligase activity.
GGGGUUUUUACGUUUGGAGCUGGAGGCUAUGGUCAGUUGGGUCAUAACUCUACCAGCCAUGAGAUAAACCCAAGGAAAGUUUUUGAACUUAUGGGAAGUGUUGUCACACAAAUCACUUGUGGCAGGCAGCACACUACUGCGUUUGUUCCUUCAUCUGGAAGAAUUUAUUCUUUUGGACUCGGAGGUAAUGGGCAAUUAGGUACAGGAACAACCAGUAACAGGAAAAGUCCCUUCACAGUAAAAGGAAACUGGCUUCCGUAUAGCACUCAAUGCCCGAUAAUCAAAGACAGUGAGGAGUGUUAUUGUGUAAAGAGAAUUUUCUCUGGUGGGGACCAAAGCUUUGCACACUACUUUUAUCCACAGAACAUGGUACCACCAGACGAUUUCAGGUAUCCUGACUUUUUGAAACAGAUCUGGACUGUGAAUGAAACAUUUAUUCAAAGAUUGCUGACUUUCCCAUCUGGAAGACUUCCUGUAGAGAUAGCUAAUGAAAUUGAUGGAACAUUCUCCUCAGCUGGUUGUCUGAAUGGGAGCUUUUUGGCUUUGAGCAAUGAUGAUCAUUACAAAACCAGCACUAGGUUCUCAGGGGUUGAUAUGAAUGCUGCUAGACUACUGUUUCACAAACUUAUACAGCCUGACCAUGCUCAUAUAUCGCAACAGGUGGCAGCUAGUUUGGAAAAGAACCUUAUUCCCAAAUUGACCAGCUCCUUACCAGAUGUUGAAGCUUUGAGGCUGUAUCUCACUUUGCCAGAAUGCCCACUGAUGAGUGAUGCAAACAAUUUCACAACGUUAGCUAUUCCUUUUGGAUCGGCUAUUCUGAACCUAGAAAAAGCUCCUCUGAAAGUUCUUGAAAAUUGGUGGUCUGUACUUGAACCUCCGUUGUUCCUCAAGAUAGUGGAACUCUACAAGGAUGUUGUAGUCCACCUUUUGAAGUUGUGCAAGAUUGGCAUUCCCGCUUCUGAAAGAAGAAUACUUACCAAUUUUCUACACACGGCUUUCAGAGUUCUGGAAAUAUUGCAUAGAGUAAAUGAAAGAGGACAAGUUAUACAGUAUGACAGAUUUUACAUUCAUGAGAUACAAGAUUUGAUAGAUAUCAGAAAUGACUAUGUCAACUGGGUCCAGCAGCAGGUAUUUGGAAUGUUAACAGAUAUUCCUGUUACAAUUUGCACAUACCCGUUUGUAUUUGAUGCCCAGGCAAAGACAACUCUCCUACAAACAGAUGCAGUCAUACAGAUGCAGAUGGCUGUUGAUCAGGCUCACAGGCAGAAUUUGUCUUCUCUCUUUCUGCCAGUAUUUGAAUCUGUCAACCCAUGCCUGAUAUUAAUGGUACGGAGAGACAAUAUUGUAGGAGAUGCUGUGGAAGUCCUAAGGAAAACAAAGAAUGUAGACUACAAGAAGCCACUCAAGGUUAUUUUUGUAGGGGAAGAAGCUGUUGAUGCUGGAGGUGUUCGCAAAGAAUUUUUUUUACUCAUCAUGAGGGAGUUGUUAGAUCCCAAAUAUGGAAUGUUCAGGUAUUAUGAAGAGUCCAGGCUGAUCUGGUUCUCUGAUAAGACCUUUGAAGACAGUGACUUGUUUCAUUUGAUUGGUGUUGUCUGUGGGCUAGCAAUAUAUAAUUUUACUAUUGUAGACCUUCAUUUCCCUUUGGCUUUGUACAAAAAGCUAUUGAAUAAGAAACCGUCCCUGGAUGACUUAAAAGAGUUGAUGCCAGAUGUUGGCAGGGGAAUGCAACAUUUACUGGACUAUCCAGAGGAUGACGUGGAAGAAGCAUUUUGUCUUAAUUUUACUAUCACUGUGGAAAAUUUUGGUACAACAGAAAUUAAAGAGCUUGUUCCUAAUGGUGCUGACAUUCCUGUAGUCAAACAAAAUAGGCAAGAUUUUGUAGAUGCAUACGUGGAUUACAUCUUCAAUAAAUCUGUGGCUUCCUUAUUCAGUGCAUUCCAUGCAGGCUUCCACAAAGUAUGUGGAGGUAAAGUUCUUCAGCUCUUCCAGCCCAGCGAGUUGCAGGCAAUGGUGAUUGGGAACACAAAUUAUGACUGGAAAGAAUUGGAGAAGAAUACAGAAUACAAAGGAGAAUACUGGGCAGACCAUCCUACAAUUAAAAUAUUCUGGGAGGUUUUCCAUGGAUUGUCUUUGGAGAAGAAAAAACAGUUUUUGCUGUUUCUGACGGGCAGUGAUCGUAUUCCAAUUCUUGGAAUGAAGUGUCUUAAACUAGUCAUCCAGCCAACAGGAGGCGGAGAAGGUUAUCUUCCAGUAGCUCACACUUGCUUUAAUCUUCUUGAUCUUCCAAAAUACACAGAUAAAGAAACCCUAAAAUCAAAGUUGAUCCAGGCUAUAGAUCACUAUGAAGGUUUCAGUUUAGUAUAACUUCAGAAAUGAGAGUUCUGUGUAACGUGGGAUCAUUAAACUAACUUUGUGUGUCUUUUGUGGUGGUAAAUUCAGUGGAUUAAAUGAUGGAGUUGAUAACAUAACUGAUUAUUUGCAAAAAUGUUCAGUGGUACGAAUAUUCACGGGAGCCAAAAAAACACUUACGAAAAUGAGGAACUGUCUUAAUACAUACCUUCUUGUACAGAACCAUGUGGAUUUUGCCAUCUUACAAUAAAAAUGAGAGUAUUGUGAAUGGGAGUCAAGUUUCACUAACAUGAAUUAACAUUUCACCUUAUGCAAACAAUUUGGCGUGUGAGUGCAUGAGAGACUUGCUUAAGUUUUUCAAAUCACUUAGUAAGAACAUUUAACUUUUUCCCUGAUAAAUUCACUUGGUAACUUUUCAUUUUGUAAAUAAUAAAUUUUUGUGAUAAAAUAAUUAUGUUCCAAUAGCAGUAUGGUUUCUAUUGCUUGUAAUUGAAUAUGAGCUUAUUUUAUGGCUUUUAACAAAAAAAGUGACUACUCUGAUUUCUGAAGAUAUCUAUUUUUCUGGUUUGUUUUAAGAACCUUAAUGAUGAAAGUGAUUGUUUAAGAGACAUUCAUCUUCACAAUGUACAAUCCAUGAGGCAGUCACUUAGUGCCGAUACAAAACUGCAUACAAUGGCAUUUUUAAUAUGUGGAUGGACAAGCUGACUUAAUACACUUUUAUUUUUAAGGACUGAUUCUGUAAUUAUGUGGACACAAUUAUAAAAGAGGUUAACUUAUCAUUUGAAACCUCUACAGCCAUGUGUGAAGAACGCAGCUUAAAAGAAAAAGAUGCACCAGACAGUUGUUGCUGUCAAGAGGUUAAACGUUUAUUUUUAAAUGCUGAAAGCGUAGUUUAUGGUUUCUAAUAGAAUUUUCACUUUUUUCCAGAUAAAUGCAUUUGAAAUAACUCUUUAACACUCCCCUCCCCUUUUCUUAAGAUUUUAUUUUUAGUAUAAUUACCCUGAGAUGGUUGUGCUUAGCUGGACACUUUCGGAUUUGACUUUCCUUCUCUGGUUAAAUUCCAGAUUUUGUGGUGUUGAUGCAUAUGUGACUUGCAGCUGUGAAACAAAUAUUUAUUUUUUUUAGAUUUUUAAAUGCAGUGAAAAAAUUCAAGCUAUAAUAAAAGACU